Messenger RNA from Seminavis robusta, 1285 nucleotides. The record is from the annotation of a GenBank genome assembly. Lineage: Eukaryota; Bacillariophyta; Bacillariophyceae; Naviculales; Naviculaceae.
GUGUGGAGGCAGGGAGCUAAAAGUGCGCUGCCCCACGACGCCGAACUCAUUUUCUGUUUGCCAAGCAAGCGAGUGGAAACAACAAGCAAGUAGUAGCACCUGUAUAGUACCUCCAUUCAUCACAACUCCACUACUAGUUUACUACUAGCUAGCAGACAAUGUCAGAUUCAAAAGAGACCCGCAAAGUUCAGUUUGCAGAAAACAAUGAUGUCUUUAUAAUCCGAGAAAUGAAGGAUGAUUCGUUUUAUAUUGAGAGUUCUUCGCAAGGAUUGGAUGACAGCAACGACGACGACGAAGAGAAUGACUAUCAGAGCAGUGUGGUGGAUAUCCGCGAGAAUAUGCGAGACUGCAUCGUGACUUGGUCCAAGACUCCUUAUUGGAAACUCUUGGAGGGAGCGGUGGAUGACGAAGACGGCGAAGCCAAGGAUGUCCAACGCUACAUUACCUGUUAUGCCCGCGUCGAAGUGGACGGAGACUCUCCUCGUGGAUUGGAACGUCAAAUCUGUCGAGCACACCACGAAGCCCGCAAGGCGUUGAACGAAUCGGCCACUCAUGCCGUGUUAGAGAACGAUUUUCGUUUGCGCUACGAGACACCCAACAAGACGGACGAAGACAUUUGGAAGGAAAUCCGACACAUUUACAAGGAACACAGUCGAGGAUCCAAGGCGUUUGCGCGCAAAAUGGGCAAGGCAGACGAAGCAGCCGUACAACGCAGUGAAAUGGACCCCGCGUUAGCGUUAGAGCAGAUUGAAGACUUGCAAGAACGAGCCAAACGAGGCGAACUGCGGACCAAACGAACAUCGGAUAAUAACACGCGAUCGGGUAGAGAACAAAACAAGAGCUCCACGACUACUCGCAGGCGAACCCGGUCACUGGAACACGUUCGACGAGACGACAACAACGAUUUGAUCAGCGGUAGCAAAAAGGACAAGUCCAAGAAGGAUCGAAAGACGCCACUCCGCAUGCCCUCUCUCAACAUGUACCGAAGGAGCAGCUUGAAGGAUGUCACCAAGGGCGAGGAGGAGGGCAACAACGCGGUAUCCGAUGCUCAAGAUUUAUUUCUCGAGGUGGAUAAGAAAGGAAAGACCAAGCGUUCGUCCCGAUGGAGGAGUCUCAAAAAGGGAAUCUCCAAACGAGUCACAUCCAACAGCAGUCAGCGCACGCAGUGAAAGAAUGAUUGAAUCAUUCGAUUCAUUGCGAGCCGACGGAUUGUGUGUGUACUUUUUGUUUUCGUAUAAUAAUAAUGGAUUGAUUCAAUCCACAUGAAUGGAUUGCAUUACCACUU